AUGGCUGCCUUCAAGCGCACGGCCAUCAUGGUCGCCGUGGCUGGCCUCGCCGCCACUGUUUCUGCCCUCAAGUUCCCCAAGGAAAACAUCAUCCUCUGCGACUGCGGAAUCGGCGACAACAAGGAGCAUCCUGACUGGUCCACCUCUCGCCAGAUGAACUGGUACCAGGAGAUUUCUUGGCCUCCAAUCGCCUACUCGUACCCCGAGGCUCCAGACAUGGCCGUCCAGGUCCCCUUCAAGGAUGGCAUCUAUCCCUGGGUCCCCACGGGCGCCACUGCCACCAUGCCCAACGGCAAUGUCUGGUCAGCCUACAUCGAGGACGGCACCCCGGACGGCUUCAAGGCCGGAAGUGCCGUCACCACCAAGGAAGGCGGCCAGAUGCUCAACUGCUGGGCCUAUCGCGGUCGCCCUGUUAGUGCCGCCAUCAACAAGACUGUCAACCACGACGCCGUCUGCUGGAGUGCUUUUGUCUGCAACCGCGACAAUCAUCCCCCUCCUCGCCCCAAGGACAUGGGCUCGCAGACGUCGUCUCUGACCACAGCAUCCGCUGCUCCAACCACGUCCUACUUCUCCCAAAUUCCUGCCACCCCUAUCCCCUUUACGUCCCCUGGCAAGCCUGCCCCGACGGCCUCGCCCCAGGCCGGAACCCUUUCUGUCUCUGCCACCGUCAGCCCGCGCUUCAUCAACUGGCCCGAUUCUUGGCAGGCCUUCAUCAACCACUUUGUUUGGGACAAGAGCACGGGCAAAUGUGUGGGAGGCCCCAUUCAGGGCGUUGGGUUCACCAUCGCCGUGGACUGUGCCGGAAUCCAGGUCGACGAGGACACCCACAUGACGCUGCUCUUGAUCAAGGCGCUGCGCGACGUCGGCCUCAACAGCCUCUGGUUCAACCAGAACCCCACCAUCCCUAGCAACAACGGUACCACCCCUGCGAGCCAGAGCUGGGUCGUCAUGCCUGAGGUUUUCACCCUGCAUGCUACUGAUGCUGCCACGGGCAAAGUUGUCGGCCAUCUGUCGUACAAGACUCACUAUGACGGCUUUCUCUCGGGCCCUUGCUCGACGUGCGAGACCGCUCGGUUCAACAGCCUCUUCUUCAACCCAAUCAUCGCUGCCGUCCAGAGCAGCUACCCCAUCUACUACAACUUCACCGUUGAGGCCCGUUGCGACCCCUGGAUGGUCUGCUUCUGA
Molecule: messenger RNA, 1185 nt
Organism: Hirsutella rhossiliensis
Lineage: Eukaryota; Fungi; Ascomycota; Sordariomycetes; Hypocreales; Ophiocordycipitaceae
Exons: 1
Coding region: 1-1185 (394 amino acids)
Source: RefSeq, a predicted model, not a curated record